Molecule: messenger RNA, 3177 nt
Organism: Parnassius apollo (apollo)
Lineage: Eukaryota; Metazoa; Arthropoda; Insecta; Lepidoptera; Papilionidae
Source: the annotation of a GenBank genome assembly
AUGUCUAGUAAAAAGGGAGGAAUAACUAAAAAACAUUUGCUUUUAGCUAAACUAGUGACUGGUAAAAAAGCCCCUUGUGUAUUUUGUCAACGCAAUGUUGAUGAUGAAAUCAUUUAUGGAAAGUUGUACGCUAUAGGAGAUAUUCAGUGUCAUUAUUUUUGCGUGCUGCUUUCCUGCUGCCUGAUACAGAAAGGUAACGAUGAAGAUGGUCUCUUUGGAUUUCUCUAUCCAGAUAUCAUUGCUGAAGUUGAAAGAAGUAAAAAGCAUAAAUGUUCUUACUGUGGUCGGGAUGGUGCCACAUUGGGUUGCAGCGUCAGCCAAUGCCGAAAGCAGUUCCACCUGCCUUGUGGUCGGGAGCGGGAUGCAGUAUCGCUUUUCUACGGUAACUAUAAGACGUUUUGUAACAAACAUGCUCCAAAACAGAAGAUAACUGAUGAAAUAAUGGCCAAGGUUAAACUUCGGUCACUUUCUCAGAGGAAAAUGAAGCAAUUGAAAAAUCAAGAAAUGACUAAGCAAAACCUUCUAGACACAACCACCAGCUGUGAAAAUGAGAAUAAAAUGGUUCAACAUGAAGAGCAGAAAGAAGAGAUGGAGGCAGUUUGUGUGAUAUGUUACGAGACUGUUGAUGGAUAUCCUACGUUGAGGACAUUCUGGCCUCCAUGCUGUGCAAGAGAUGCGUGGUUCCACAGAAGCUGUUUACAGCGCAUGGCACUAAGUGCCGGAAUGCACUAUCUGAAAUGUCCCCUUUGCAACGAAAAGGAAAUAUUCUACAAAGCUGUUCUAAGUCAAGGAUACUAUGUACCAGAUCGGGAUGCAGCGUGGGAGCUAGAACAGAAUGCGUUCUCGGAGAUAUAUGAGCGUCCCGUCUCCUGUGCAGCACCGGAAUGCUUAUGUCCGAUGGGAAGAGACCAUGACGCUGAUUCUGGGGCGUGGGACAUAAAGCUGUGCGUAUUGUGCGGAAGCGCCGGCGCGCACGAACAGUGCCGGCAGCGGCAAGACUCGAGCCGCUACGUGUGCGCUGUAUGUGCUCCAGUGGCACCCCAGGACAUCGACACACUCGCCGACUGCUUGGAGACAGUGGUCCUUCAAGCGGAGCCUCAGGAGCCGGAAGUGCGUCGCGGCGUGCCGAUGCCCAGCCGGAUGUCGCUGCGCCGCACCAAGCAGCGGACCUUGGCCAGUGAACGAGCUUCAAGUUCGAACAUCGAAAGAAAUGCGGUGGCAAACAAAACCGAGAAGGAAGAAGCAGACAGCGACGACUCGGUAAAGGAUCCUGAUUAUGAAGCCCAACCAACAAAACAUGCUGAGUAUUCUUCUGAUACUGCCGAGGAACAAAAUAUCACUACCAACUAUACAAAUAUUUCGGAUGAUCAUAAUUUGCUAACAUCUAAUAUGGUUUCAAUAAACAUUGAAAACUACGAGGAACCACUUUCGUCUACAAACGAACAUGCUAUAGUAUUCAACGAUCCUGGUGUCAUAGAGAACAGUGAACUUUCUGCGAUUGAAAACGUAAGCAAUGAAAAUGCUGCAAGUCCAAUAGUGUAUAAUUCUAGUCCAACUAAAACUGGUAAAAAAAGAAGACUAAAUGAAGCAAACUGGAAAGUUAAUGUAGCUAAACGACUAAGAAAUAGUGGACAUACGCAGAACGAGGGCGAUUCAGUUCACCCUCAAAUAGAGAGAGAAGUUAAAAGGCAACUGAGAUCAGGACCAAUGUAUACACCUGACGCUUUUAUCGGGGCUAUAAAGGCGGCACGGAAUAAAAGCGAGCCAUUUCAUGUCAAUGAAAUGUGUUUCGAUGAUUUCUUUGAUUGGAAAAGUAUAUGCACUCAAAUGAACUUUGCGAUAAUGAAAGAUGAAGACAAUAAUACUGUGAAACUGGCUGGACUCAAGAUGAUUAAAGUUCAAAGUUCUGAUCCCGAUGCCAUAUUUUUCAAAGAAUCAUACGCUGAAGAAUUAUUCAAGAAAGCUAUAGGUGAUGAAAUCCCAAAAUCCGAUAUCACAGCGAGCCGACUGGAAUUGAACCUGAAACCACCGAAGAAACCACCCCGGGGCAUCCUCGAACCUUUGAACAUGUUAAAGGACAUAGAAAACAUAUUGAUAUCCCCCCUCAAAAUAUUCGAGCAAGGAUUGUACGAGAGGAUCUCUAAAGUGGGGAUAAAAGAGUUGAAACUGGACUCGAACCAGUUAAUCGAGCAGAUGAGGCAGAGGUUCAAAAAACCUAGGCCGUUGGUUGAGAAGAAGAAAAUUAUCAACGACAUAUUAGAGAGCAUAUUCGAGAGUCUACACAAAGACAAAACGAAAACAAAAGAGCCUAUAAAAGAAUGGAACUCACCGAAGAAAUGCUCCGACAGUGAAAUUGAAACCAUUGAGAAAAUUUUGAUAGAAAAUAACAAUCCCACUACUGAACAAAACAAAGUGGACUUCGAAGGCAUAGACACUAAUGAAAACCCACCAAUUGUGCUAAACAAAGAAACUUUAAAUCUAAUUGAGGAUAAUGCUAUGCUUGUUGAUAGUGGAGAUGUACAAGACAUUGGUAAAGAAAUAGAGAGAGAUAGCGAAAGAAAAGAGACAGAUAAUUCUUCAAACAGCACAUUUCACCUGCCCCCAGAGUUUAUUGCUGAAGAGAGCAGCAAUGAGAGUCUUGCAAUAGUCGACACACCGAAGAAAUUCAAGCCGGUGCACAUACAAAAGGACUCCAGUAUGGAGAUUUCAAAAAACAACGAAACUGUCAACAUUGACGUUGUUAAAUUAGAAGAGACAGAGACCAAAAGCGAUUUUAUAAAUAGUCUUGAUAUAAAAAGUCCAUUCAAAGCAAAUAAAUGCGCUUUUAAGUUCAGUCCAUUGGACAAAGAAGUGCUGCAAAGCAAUAAACUCGAUAUUGAUGUGGAGUGUUUCAAAAAUCACUACCUGAAUGAGAUUGACAAGGACUUCAAAUGUACGUUCAACCAUCAGCAUGUGGAAAAUGAGAAGGCAGACGGUAAGCUGACAACUGCCAUCGAUUUUGCUAUGAAUGCUUACAAAACUGAGAGAAAACAGCGGGCAGCAGUUAAAAGAAAAAUUUUAGAACAGGAAGCAGUUGCAAAGAAGAGAAGACGCGUGUCUCCCAAAAAGAAUGUCCACAUCAAAUGUAAUCUGAAAUUAAAGUCAGAUGUUCGACUAAAAAAACUGGAGCCGACGUAG